Messenger RNA from Balearica regulorum gibbericeps (East African grey crowned-crane), 556 nucleotides. Lineage: Eukaryota; Metazoa; Chordata; Aves; Gruiformes; Gruidae. The record is from RefSeq and is a predicted model, not a curated record.
GUUGGCAAAGGCGAAAUUAGGAAGGUCCCGGUGCCGGCCAACAGGUACACUCCGUUAAAAGAGAACUGGAUGAAAAUAUUCACGCCUGUCGUGGAGCACUUGCAACUUCAGAUCAGGUUUAACUUGAAAACAAGAAACGUUGAAAUCAAGACUUGUCAAGAGACAAAGGAUCUGAGUGCUCUAACAAAAGCAGCUGAUUUUGUGAAAGCAUUUGUACUUGGGUUUCAAGUAGAGGAUGCUCUUGCUCUCAUCAGAUUAGAUGAUCUCUUCCUAGAAUCGUUUGAAGUUACAGAUGUCAAACCUUUGAAAGGAGAUCAUCUGUCAAGAGCAAUCGGGAGAAUAGCAGGGAAAGGCGGAAAAACAAAAUUCACUAUAGAAAAUGUAACCAGGACGCGAAUAGUUCUUGCUGAUGCGAAAAUUCAUAUUUUGGGAUCUUUUCAGAACAUUAAAAUGGCACGAACAGCAAUCUGCAAUUUAAUUUUAGGAAGUCCUCCCUCAAAAGUUUAUGGCAAUAUUCGGGCAGUGGCCAGCAGAGCAGCUGAACGAUUCUGAGCUG